AUGAAAGCAACAGGUGCCUUUGUACUUCUUUCUCUGGCCUUCUUCUGCUUCUUCUCAGAUGUCACCAGCCAAGGAGGAGGGAAGGUGGACUGUGGUGAAUUUCGAGACCCCAAGGUAUACUGCACCAGAGAAUCUAACCCCCAUUGUGGCUCUGAUGGCCAGACGUAUGGUAACAAAUGUUCCUUCUGUAAAGCAAUGGUGGAAAGUGGUGGAAAGGUGACAUUAAAGCAUCAGGGAAAAUGCUGA
Trichosurus vulpecula (common brushtail) is the source of this 246-nucleotide messenger RNA. RefSeq names its product serine protease inhibitor Kazal-type 6-like. NCBI's taxonomy places the organism in Eukaryota, Metazoa, Chordata, Mammalia, Diprotodontia, Phalangeridae. Bases 1 to 246 code for a protein of 81 amino acids. The record is from RefSeq and is a predicted model, not a curated record. The transcript has 4 exons. Gene Ontology annotation, molecular function: protein binding.